AUGCAUAUCGAAGUCCUCCCAUCCGAACUGGUGACGGACAUCUUCCUCGCCUUGCCAUCCAUCUCGUCCGUCAUCGCCCUAUCCUCUACCUGCCACCACUUUCGUCAGAUCUACACGUCUUCCAAGAGACUUCUCAUCCUGUCACAAGCUGCCGAGAACGAGUUCGGCCCAACACAAGACAUCAUUCAGAUCGUCACCCACAACUCGUCUCAACCAGCACACCUUCGCCGCUCCGUUCCACUGUCUGACGCGUUGAUUCGUUCCAUUGUAAAAGUCGGCCGUGUUGCUGCAAAGUGGGAGGCUAUAUACCCGUUCAAGAAGUGGAAAGUCGACUUCGAGAACAGACGCUCCAUAUCCCAUGACGAGCGCUUCCGUCUGCGACGAGCGCUGUACCGUCUGUGGCUCUUCUCCCGCGCCUUCCACGAUGGGGGCAUCCUCCGCUGGAUGAGAAGUAUGCCCGCCCUCCACCAUGAGAGGACUCUGUUACUGCACAACUUCAACUCUAUCGAGCUUGCCGAAAUGCUCGAUGUCCAUAACAUGCUGCGCGACACCAUCAGCAACAACAUCUGUCCAUCCAACGGCACCGUGAGUCGCAAAUUCCAAAAGCGCUUUCCAAACUCAAACUACCAACUUCUCUUCAAUACCAACCUCAACUUCCCACCGCCCUCCUCUUUCGUGCCUGAUGGUACACACUACUGCUCCGAAGUUGCUGCAUCAAAAUGGCACAAUAAAUACAUCCCCACAGCCAACCACGAGCCAGGUGCCGAAGGUUGGGGCGACGAUAUCCUACACUACUACAUUGUCGAGGAUAUGCUGAAGCUUGACCCCGAGCAACUCAUUUUCUUGAAGGAAAAUGCACCUUACAAGAGCCAAGUCGAGGCUUACAUUAGAGCUCAAGGCGACUGGUUCGACAAUAAUGGCGAGACUUUUGUUCAGACUUUGCAACAGGUUAUUCGCGAUCGUGGUCAAGAGAUGGAUGAGUUCAAGGAGGCGAUUGAGGAUGGAGAGUUGGGUGUUGCGGUUAGAGAGUGA
Molecule: messenger RNA, 1032 nt
Organism: Aureobasidium namibiae CBS 147.97
Lineage: Eukaryota; Fungi; Ascomycota; Dothideomycetes; Dothideales; Saccotheciaceae
Exons: 1
Coding region: 1-1032 (343 amino acids)
Molecular function (GO): protein binding
Source: RefSeq, a predicted model, not a curated record